Molecule: messenger RNA, 1461 nt
Organism: Balaenoptera acutorostrata (minke whale)
Lineage: Eukaryota; Metazoa; Chordata; Mammalia; Artiodactyla; Balaenopteridae
Gene: CDK20
Product: cyclin dependent kinase 20
Biological process (GO): protein phosphorylation
Cellular component (GO): nucleus
Molecular function (GO): ATP binding; cyclin-dependent protein serine/threonine kinase activity
Source: RefSeq, a predicted model, not a curated record
CCAAGGCUGUUCCGCCUUGCUCGCUGGCUGCAUGCCCCCGCCCCUCUGCGUAACCUGGCGUCCCUCGUCACGUGACGCCCGGCAGUGCCGCGAAGGAUCGGCGGUGGCUCUCGCUCCUGCUGACACGGUCUGCGCACGGGUGAUCCCCGCCGAAUGAAGCGCACUGAGGCGUGAUGGCGAGGGCCUAGGGGAAGGCGCAGACAGGCCUGGACGCCGCCUGUAGCUGCCUUCGGCCUCCCGGCCUCUGCGCUCUUUCCUGCGCCGUUGCUAGGCAGCCGCAUCUGGGCGCGGGAGGCAGGGCGGGCUAAUGCGGAAAGGUACGGGUGCCGGGGAGGGGCUGUGAUUGCAGAGGGUCCGGGUGUCUGGCAGAGGGCUAUGGAGCAGUACUGCAUCCUGGGCCGCAUUGGGGAGGGCGCGCACGGCAUCGUCUUCAAGGCCAAGCACGUGGAGCCGGGGAUGGGCCUGCAGUGUCUGCGUCCUGUCAAACAGACUGGAGAGAUCGUUGCCCUCAAGAAGGUGGCCCUGCGGCGGCUGGAGGAUGGCAUCCCCAACCAGGCCCUGCGGGAGAUCAAGGCCUUGCAGGAGAUCGAGGACAGUCAGUAUGUGGUACAGCUGAAGGCCGUGUUCCCGCAUGGCGCAGGCUUCGUGCUGGCCUUCGAGUUCAUGCUGUCAGAUCUGGCUGAGGUGGUGCGCCACGCCCAGAGGCCGCUGACCCAGGCGCAGGUCAAGAGCUACCUGCAGAUGCUGCUCAAGGGGGUCGCUUUCUGCCAUGCCAACAACAUUGUACAUCGGGACCUGAAACCAGCCAACCUGCUUAUCAGUGCCUCGGGCCAGCUCAAGAUAGCGGACUUUGGCCUGGCCCGGGUCUUUUCCCCAGAUGGCAGCCGUCUCUACACGCACCAGGUGGCCACCAGGUGGUACCGAGCCCCUGAGCUCCUGUAUGGUGCCCGCCAGUAUGAUCAGGGUGUCGACCUGUGGGCUGUUGGCUGCAUCCUGGGGGAGCUGUUGAACGGGUCCCCCCUUUUCCCAGGGGAGAAUGACAUUGAACAGCUUUGCUGUGUGCUUCGAAUCUUGGGCACCCCCAGUCCUCAAGUCUGGCCGGAGAUCAAGGACCUCCCUGACUACAACAAGAUCUCCUUCAAGGAGCAGGCUCCCGUGCCCCUGGAGGAGGUGCUGCCCGAUGCCGCUCCCCAGGCCUUGGACCUGCUGGGGCAUUUCCUCCUCUACCCUCCACGCCAGCGCAUUGCAGCCUCCCAGGCCCUCCUGCACCAGUACUUCUUCACAGCUCCCCUGCCUGCCCACCCCUCGGAGCUGCCGAUUCCUCAGCGCCCAGGGGGACCUGCCCUCAAGGCCCCCCCAGGACCCCCCCACGUCCAUGACUUCCACAUGGACCGGCCUCUCGAGGAGUCGCUGUUGAACCCGGAGCUGAUUCGGCCCUUCAUCCUGGAGGGCUGAGACGUU